Charadrius vociferus (killdeer) is the source of this 661-nucleotide messenger RNA. RefSeq names its product FK506 binding protein 3, 25kDa (gene FKBP3). NCBI's taxonomy places the organism in Eukaryota, Metazoa, Chordata, Aves, Charadriiformes, Charadriidae. Gene Ontology annotation, molecular function: peptidyl-prolyl cis-trans isomerase activity. The record is from RefSeq and is a predicted model, not a curated record. The transcript has 5 exons. The annotation marks the transcript as partial.
CCUCAGCGGUUCAAGGGCACGGACGGCGCGGAGAAGGCGGCGGAGAAGGCGAAGCCCGCGAAGGCGGAGGAGGCCAAGGGGAAAGCGGCGAAGCCCGAGGAGGCCGUGGAGGAGGGGCCGCCAAAGUAUACAAAAUCAAUUUUAAAGAAGGGUGAUAAAACCAACUUUCCAAAGAAAGGGGACACUGUUCAUUGCUGGUAUACAGGAAAACUACAGGAUGGAACAGUCUUCGAUACCAAUAUUCAAACAAGUUCAAAGAAGAAAAAAGCAGCCAAACCUUUAAGUUUCAAAGUUGGCGUAGGAAAAGUAAUCAGAGGCUGGGAUGAAGCUCUCUUAACAAUGAGUAAAGGAGAGAAGGCUCAACUGGAAAUUGAACCUGAGUGGGCAUAUGGCAAGAAAGGGCAGCCCGAUGCCAAGAUUCCACCAAAUGCAAAACUUUUCUUUGAAGUGGAAUUGGUGGAUAUUGAAUGAAAUGAAGAGUUUCCUUUGCUGCUGGGAAUCCAUUUACAAUCAAGAAAGCUUCCGAUAAUGCAGUUUUGCUCUUGUAACUUCAGGAUACAGUUACAACUGUGGCCUUGUAUUGAAAUCAAGUUUGUUUUCCCUGCCCCCCAACUGCUGUACAGUAACACACCACUAAAGAAAACAUAGUUUAUACAUGCAA